Molecule: messenger RNA, 363 nt
Organism: Ixodes scapularis (black-legged tick)
Lineage: Eukaryota; Metazoa; Arthropoda; Arachnida; Ixodida; Ixodidae
Exons: 1
Coding region: 1-363 (120 amino acids)
Source: RefSeq, a predicted model, not a curated record
AUGAAGCAACCUCUUCCAGUGGUUGGGGUGUUCAAAGCCAAGAUAAAAGCUCGAAAGAACACCACCCACACGAGUGUAUACAUCAUCAAGGGACAUCAUGCAUCCCUUCUGAGUUACCAGACAGCAACAAGGUUGGGUCUCAUUCAAGUGCUGAAUAGCAUUGAAGAAAAAUCCCAAGUUGAUCCUGUUAAGGAGUUCCCCAGCCUCUUCGCUGGAUUGGGAAAACUACAGAAUUUCCAGGUCAAGCUCCAGAUAAAGGAAGAUGCCAAACCAGUCGCUCGCCCACACAGAAGAAUUCCGUUCAAGAUGCGAAAAGGAGUUGAAGACGAGCUAAAGAGACUAGAAGAACUGGACAUUAUUUAG